This is a messenger RNA of Acanthosepion pharaonis, 918 nucleotides long. The record is from the annotation of a GenBank genome assembly. Lineage: Eukaryota; Metazoa; Mollusca; Cephalopoda; Sepiida; Sepiidae.
AUGUUUCUUAUCAGUUUUUUCUUUUAUCUAUUCCUUUUUUCCUUUCUCUUAAGUCUUUCUUUUUCUUUUUCUUCCUUCUUUCCUUCCUUUAUUUUCUUUCUUCCUUUCCUUUCUUCCUUCCUUCUUUUCAUCCCCUCUUUUCCUUCCUUCGUUCUUUGUUUGUUUUUUCUUUCUUUUUUUUUGUUUGUUUCUUUCUUUCUUUCUUUCUUUCUUUCUUUCUCUACCAUUAUUUCUUUCUUUCUUUCCUUACCAUUCUUUCUUCCUUUCCUUACCAGUCUUUCCUUAUCAGUUUUUCUUUCUUUCUUUUUUUCUUUCUUUCUUUCUUUCUUUACCAUUAUUUCUUUCUUCCUUUCCUUAUCAGUCUUUCCUUAUCAGUCUUUUUUCUUUUUUCUUUCUUUUUUUUUUCUUUCUUUCUUUACCAUUAUUUCUUUCUUCCUUUCCUUAUUCUUUCAUUUUCUUCCUUUUUCUUUUAGUCUUUCUUUCUUUCUUUACCAGUCUUUCCUUAUCAGUUUUUCUUUCUUUCUUUCUUUCUUUCUUUCUUUCUUUCUUUCCUUUCUUACCAUUCUUUCUUCCUUUCCUUACCAGUCUUUUCUUAUCAGUCUUUUCUUUCUUUCUUUCUUUACCAUUAUUUCUUUCUUCCUUUCCUUACCAUUCUUUCAUCCUUUCCUUACCAGGCUUUCAUUACCAGUCUUUCCUUACCAGUCUUUCUUUCUUUCUUUACCAGUCUUUCCUUAUCAGUUUUUCUUUCUUUCUUUCUUUCUUUCUUUCUUUUUUUCUUUCUUUCUUUCUUUACCAUUUCUUUCUUUUCUUCUUUUUCAUUCUUUCAUCCUUUUUACCAGGCUUUUUAAGUCUUUUUACCAGUCUUUCUUUCUUUCUUUUCUUCUCUUUUGUUUUAAUUUUCCGCUAUUAAUUACUUAA